This is a messenger RNA of Triticum aestivum (bread wheat), 579 nucleotides long. Its product is annotated as POU domain, class 4, transcription factor 1-like. The transcript has 3 exons. The record is from RefSeq and is a predicted model, not a curated record. The coding region runs from base 1 to 579 and encodes 192 amino acids. NCBI's taxonomy places the organism in Eukaryota, Viridiplantae, Streptophyta, Magnoliopsida, Poales, Poaceae.
AUGCCGGCUCCAAGGCGGACCACUCCGGAGGCACCGGUCGGCGCGGAGACAAAGUAUCCGGGCGGGCCGGCGGCCUCGGCUGCGGGCGUUGGCGUCGACGGCGCGAGCCACGCGGCCGGCGGAGGAGGUGGUGGAGGCGGAGAUCCAGGAGGCGGUGCAGGCGCGGCUGCAGCCCUGUGCACCAUGAAGGCGCUCGAGCCGGCCACUAGCCAGGGGUCGAACCCCAUGGGCGCCUGGCCACGGGCGCAGGGAGCACCCGCGGGGGGCGCGUCCAGCGGCGCGGUGGCGGCCAGGAGCACCUCGUCCAGCGACACGGUGGCGGCCAGGAGCGCCACGUCCAGCGGCGCCGCGGCCGAAUCGACGGAUGGCUUGCAUCCGGCGAUGGAAACGGUGGUGGCCACCAACUCCAUGGCGGCGAAGGGCAAUGAGGCGGUAGCGGCGACCGUCCUCGCGGAUCAGACGGAGGAAGAAGGAGACAAGGCCUGUCAUCUCACCGGCGGCGAGUACUUCCUCUCUUCUCCUUUCUCUGUUGCCUUUCGCUCUCGCUGGCUGUUCUACGUGCUUGAUAACGUGUUUUGA